CCCACACCUUAUCCACUCGAGACUCGACGCAAGCAACUAGACAAGGAAUGGAUGGGAGGAAGAGAGAGGUGAGGCGGCAGCUCACCGACGGCGCCUGGGAUGGUGACCUGCAGGUGGCCAAGCGGCGGUGCUCAGGAGCUCUAGCGUGGAGGCGAGCUGGCUCCUCUGUCCUCGCCGGAGUCGCGGUGGGGCGGAGAUGAGGCGGGCGACAGCAGGGAGGAGCUCCUCCCGGACCCAGCAUAGGGACACGGCGCGCCGGCGACGAGGUGGGCUGAUCUGUCCUCGCCGGAGUCGUGACGCGAUGGAGAUGAGGCGGGCAGCGGCGGGGAGAAGUUCCACCGGUGGUGCAGGGCCCGGACUUGGCCGAAAUCAGGCCGGAGGCUGCCGACGCGUUGGGAGAAGAGGCGGGGGAGAAGCGGAGGCUUGCCGGACGAGCUCGGCGUCAGCAUCAGCACGCUCGUCGGGGAGUGCGGCGAGCGGCAGCAGGCUGGAUGGAGAAGGGCGGCGUGCAGCGGAGAGGCGGAGGCUCACCACCAGCACGCUCGUCGGGGAGUUCGGCGAGGCCCACAACCAGCAGGCUCGAUGUGUGGCGCUGCGAAUCCUGCUUUGGCGCGGUGAGGCCUCCUCCCCAUCGUCCCAGCCGUAGAAGGAGGCGAGGGGAACAAGCUGGAGCUCGAUUUGCUGGCAGCCGGAUCCGGGGCACACAGAAGAGCUUGCUGGGGCAGGGAGGAGGGUGUUCACCACCAGCAACGACAAGACGGCGUCUCCAAGUCUGGGAUAGCUCAAGCGACGGCCACAUAUCCAGUGGGAUUCAUUUCAUCUCUUCUGCAAUGUGAGGCUGCUAACCUCGCGUCCUUUUUUUGCUGCAUUUACUUUUCUUUCAAGUCCAAUCUCAUUGUUAUUAUGAAUUAGGAAUAGACAUUUUUUGUUAACUGAUGGAUGAGUGGUUGGACUUGCUCACUAUGUAGCUACACAAAUCAAAUUUUCACACAAACGGGCACAGAACUUUGUAAACCCGAUGGCAAAUUAUGAUGUGUUUUCCAUCAUGACUUAAGUUUCGAUGCGUGGAAAUUAUGAUAUGUUUCCCAUGGAAAAAUAUCCAGUGCACUUUGCCAUGUUUCUUUUCACAUAAUUGCCACUACAUAGCUAUCAACAGUUCUAAAAUUGCCAUCCAAACCAUUUGCAUUUUGCUGCAGUAAUUCAUUAAAUUAACAAAAACAACACAAAAUGGCAAAUCUUGCAAUGGUAAGUUUUAUUAUUUAUUUAACCAUUAUUAACAUGGCAAAUUUACCUCAAUACCCAUGGUAAUAUUUACCUUUUAUUGCCAUGGCAAGUUUUUGCUAUUUAUUUGCCAUGGCUAAUUUCCUUUUAUUAACAUGGCAAAUUUACCUAAAUCCCCAUGGCAAUAUUUAACUUUUAUUGCCGUGGCAAGUUUUACUUUUAAUUUGACCUUUGUUAACAUGGCAAAUUUACAUAAAUCCCCAUGGCAAUAUUUAACUUUUAUUGCCAUGGCAAAUUAACCUUUUAUUUACAUGGCAAAUUUAUCUUAAUCCCCAUGGCAAUAUUUAAAUUUUAUUGCCAUGGCAAGUUUUACUAAUUAUUUGACCUUUAUUAACAUGGCAAAUUUACCUAAAUCCCCAUGGCAUUAUUUAACUUUUAUUUGCCAUGGCAUCAUUUAACUUUUAUUGCCAUGGCAGGUUUUUACUUUUUAUUCGCCGAUGGCAAAUUGACCCUUAUUAACAUGGCAAAUUUACUUAAAUCCGCAUGGCAAUCUUUAACUUGUAUUGCCAUGGCAAGUUUUACUUUUUAUUUGCCAUGACUAAUUUGCCUUCAUUAACAUGGCAAAUUUUACCCAAAUUCCCAUGGCAAUUUUUUUACUUUUAAUGACAUGUCAAAUAUUUACUAUUUAUUUGACCUUUAUUAACAUGGCAGAUUUUACUGCUUUGCCAUGUCAAAUAUAUGCAAUUUUUAAUAUGAUUCUGGUUAUGGUGUUUUUCUUUGUUCAUUUUUUUGGUUUUUUCAACUUUUUGUUUUUUUUUCACACACGACAUUUUUCGCAUACAUUACAUAUAAAUUUAAGUAAAAAUACCAUGACAUUUUUUGCUGUGAAUUUGCCAUUGCAAAUUAUUUUGUUUGUAUGAUGGAAAUUUUCCAUGACUUUUUCUUUUUCUUUUGGGGGUUAUUGUUAAAAUAUAUUCUACGACGGUGCUUGUAUAGAGCCGUAGAACAAGGGAUUUCCCCCACAUCCCGUAUCCAUUCUUGCUCCUCUCCUUUAAAAAAAAAAAAGAAUGUACCUCCAACUGAAAUAGGAAAUCACAUUUUUUAGCAUGGGUGUUAUUGCUUCUGGAGCCUUUGAAAUUCGUCCAUAUUAAGUAAAACCCGUAACACACAAGCUUAUGGCAACAACAGGAGGCUCCACAUGGCAAGAACUUUGUCUUCUACAUGGCAACAAUUGAGGAUGGCAACUCCUCUUCAUUUCUAACUUUUUUUGGACUUUGUUUUCAUAAACACAUGGGAACAUCACUGUAACAGGGUUGUCAUUUUUUUCGACAAACCAAUGCGUCAACUGAGUACACACCUUUCCUACAUACAUGCAUCUGUCAUCAUGCAUUUCUCAUCAUUAACAGUUAUCAGGUGGCAAGAACAUUUUCACAUACAUGGAAACAAUAGGGGUUGGUAGCUCCCCCAUCCCCCUCCUGUUUUCAUAGACUCAUGGCAUUGUACCUUUAACAGGGUUGGCAAUUUUCUCAAACCCCACACAGCAUCUACAUCAACCCCUUUUGAUACAUUAGCUCCCUCUCAUGAAAAGUUUCAAAAAACAGAUAAGGAAGUGUCGUUAGUAGCAACAAUUAUAUGGUAAGAACAAUAUGGGAUGGCAAGAAUUUACAAUUCAUCAAACUACCACACAUUUUUUUUCUUGUUCUUGCCAUCCAAAUAGAUCUGAGCAUGGCAAGAUCAGCACAAAUCUCAUGGCAGAUCUGAGGAUGGCAAGAUCAGCACAAAACUCAUGGCAAGAGCUGAAAAAACAAAAUUCAUGGCAAGUACAGGUUCUUUUUUCAUGACUGCUAAGUUGUCAUAUGCGUGGUACUUUUAUUGUAGGGUUCAUAGCUUUCUGUAAGGUCCCUCAGAUCUUGCCUUGGCAACAAUGGCUAGAUCAGAGAGGGGGGAAAUAGGAGGAGGGGGGAGGGGGAGGUGAGGAGGUGGUGUGCGGCAAGCAAAAUUCACCUGAUUUCACUUCAAGUAGCUCAGCUUCUGUAGGGUUCCUCAGAUCUUGCCAUGGCAAAUUCCAUAGAUAUCUAUGAAGGGGAAGGGGAACUAUGGUGGGGAUCGGGGGUGGAGGUGGGAGACGCAGGGCGUUUUUGGAUCGGGGGUCGAGGGGAGAAGCCGCGUGGACCAAGAGGGGGGUUUCACCACGUGGUAGUUCGGGGGUUAAGGGAUCCUUCCGAACAGUUUUGUUCGGCUCGAGGGACUCCCACUCCGAACAAGUCGUUCGGACCGGCCCCCUGCGGUACCGAACGUGCGCGUUUUAUCGGGGUCCAAAGAAAAAUUGGUGGAAGGCUAAGUUUCUAGCAAUACACCGACUCCACCACUCCCGCCUUUACAUGCGUAGACCAAGUGAAUAUUUUUGGGAAGAAAACACUGAUUGGUUCAGUGCGGUUUCGAUUCCGAGACCAACAAAUUAGAUAGUACUAGUACUAAUCCUCGCCACAUCCACAUGACAGUUGAAUUAUUCUCCAGCGUGCUGCAUCACCGUUGCAAACUACAGAUUCCAAGCUAGAUCUAGCUUAGCAUAUAAUACUUGUUUUUCCGGACGAAGAGCAUAUAUGUUUCCCUCCAGUAUGCACCUCUAGGAUCUAGCCAUACAAUGGAGAGGCAGAAGAACGCACCACUUCUCGUGAAGAGGCCGAAGGAGAGGGAGGGCCAGGUCCAAGGACUGGCCGGCGAGGUAUGGGAAGAGUCCAUGAAGCUGUGGGAGGUGGUCGGCCCGGCCGUGUUCAUGAGGCUCGUGCUCUACAGCUUGAACAUCAUCAGCCAGUCCUUCGCCGGCCAUCUCGGCGACGCUGAGCUCGCCGCCUUCUCCAUCGCCAGCACCGUCAUCUCCGGCUUCAACCUCGGCUUCUUGCUUGGCAUGGCGAGUGCGCUGGAGACGCUGUGCGGCCAGGCGUACGGCGCAAAGCAGUACGCAAUGCUGGGCGUAUACAUGCAGCGCUCGUGGCUUGUCCUCUUGGCUUUCGCGGCGCUCCUUUCCCCGACCUACAUCUUCAGCGGGCAGCUGCUCAGCGCGCUCGGCCUGCCCGCCGAUCUGGCCCGCGAGGCCGGCGCGGUCAGCGCGUGCCUGCUCCCGCUGCACUUCAUGUACGCCAUCCUCCUGCCGCUCAACAAGUUCCUCCAGUGCCAGAGGAAGAACGCGGUCACCGCGGUGACCACGGCCGUGGCGUUCCCGGUGCACGCCGCGGUGACCUGGCUCCUGGUCAGCUACUUCGGGCUGGGACUCAUCGGCGCCGCCACCGCGCUCAACUUCUCAUGGGCGCUCGUCGUGGCGCUUCAGUUCGCGUACGCCGUCGGCGGCGGCUGCCCGGAGACGUGGGGAGGGUUCUCGUCGUUGGCGUUCGUGGACAUCUGGGGGUUCGUCAAGCUGUCCUCGGCGUCCGGAGUCAUGUUGUGCUUGGAGAGUUGGUACUAUAGGGUUUUGAUCUUCGUCACUGGGUACAUGAAGAACGCUGAGCUUGCCGUGGAUGCCUUGUCUAUCUGCCUGAGUUUGACUGGACUGGAGAUGAUGAUUCCGUUGGGGUUCCUAGCAGGCACCGGGGUGCGGGUCGCCAACGAGCUCGGCGCGGGCAACGGACACCGGGCGAGAUUCGCCACGAUGGUGUCGACGACGACCUCCUUUGUAAUCAGCAUCUUCUUCUGCUUGCUGGCGUUGGGCCUCCACGGCAGGCUCGCCCUCAUCUUCUCGUCGAGCAAGGCCCUGAUCGACGCCGUGGACGACAUGUCCGUCCUGCUGGCCCUCACCAUCCUCCUCAACGGAGUCCAACCCGUCCUUUCAGGAGUUGCAGUUGGGUCAGGUUGGCAGGCAUUGGUUGCGUAUGUGAACAUUGGGAGCUACUACCUGAUCGGUGUCCCCUUCGGCGUUCUGCUCGGAUGGACCUUCCAUCUCGGAGUACAUGGAAUUUGGGCGGGAAUGAUCGGCGGCACGACGGUUCAAACGCUAAUCCUCGCGUACAUGACCAUACGAUGCGACUGGGAUCAGGAGGCCUUGAAAGCAAGUAACCGCAUGCGGCUGAUGGGAAGCUCCGAGUGAUCAGUCCAAGCCUGUAGUCAUGCAUCGGACAAGUGAAGAUAGUGUAGUUACAAGUGAUUAUUUUCUUUUGAGCGGACUCUGUUUUUUUUUCAUUCUUUUGUUACGAUUUAAAAGUCCCAUUUGCAUUGAGCUGGUCAGAUUUGGCCCGGUCCGGCCGAACAAUUUUUUUUAGCCAACCACGGGCCAUUAAGGCAACUAUAACCAAUCCUUUAUCCGGCUAUAAAAGAGGAUGAAUUAUGUUUUA
Messenger RNA from Aegilops tauschii subsp. strangulata, 5546 nucleotides. Its product is annotated as protein DETOXIFICATION 27-like. Gene Ontology annotation, biological process: xenobiotic detoxification by transmembrane export across the plasma membrane. Gene Ontology annotation, molecular function: antiporter activity; xenobiotic transmembrane transporter activity. NCBI's taxonomy places the organism in Eukaryota, Viridiplantae, Streptophyta, Magnoliopsida, Poales, Poaceae. The record is from RefSeq and is a predicted model, not a curated record. Gene Ontology annotation, cellular component: membrane.